AUGGCCACCGCAACGGGGCGAGAUGUUGGCAAAGCCAAUUCGCGCAAGGCAUAUAGCAAUGGCAAACUACAAUCCCCCGCCAAACCCGAGGUUUGGGCCAACACGGACCGGACGCGAUGGCGGAUAAAGGACGAUGACAGCCGACAUACAUGGCAGUACCUGACCGACGAAAAGGCUGCCAAGGACUGGCCACAGAGCUUUGCCGAGAAAUACUUUCUCGGCCUGCCUUUGGACCUUGCCGCCCUUCCAAAACCCGAGACGCCUUUGCAAGCCGCCUCAAACGCCCUGGAGUUUUUCGAGAAGCUUCAAUUACCCUCGGGUCACUGGGGCUGCGAAUACGGCGGCCCAAUGUUUCUUCUCGCGGGCAUCGCGGUCGCCUGGCAUGUCACCAAGACGCCAAUCCCACCGGCAUACGCAACUGCGAUUAAAGACUAUCUCACGGCUAGGGCUCACCCAGAAGACGGUGGCUGGGGGCUGCACAUUGAGGGUGAAAGCACCGUGCUCGGCAUUAGCUUAAACUACACAGUGCUGAGGCUCGUCGGUGUUGAUCCUGAAGAGCCUGUCAUGGUCAAGGCCCGUGGCACGCUGCACAAGCUGGGAGGAGCAGUCAAUGCGCCUCAUUGGGCGAAAUUCUGGCUGGCGAUCCUGGGUGUCGUCAGCUGGGACAUUGUCAAUCCCGUCCCGCCAGAGAUCUGGCUGCUGCCGGACUGGCUUCCCAUCUCCCCUUGGAGGUGGUGGGUUCACAUGCGAAUGGUCUUCUUGCCCAUGGGAUACGUUUACUCAAAGCGAUGGAGUUGCGAAGAGACGGAUGUCACCCGUGGCUUGAAGGAAGAACUGUUUACUGAGCCGCACGCCGAGAUCGACUGGGCCACUCACCGAAAUAGCAUUGCCUCAGUCGAUAACUACCAUCCAAAGUCGUGGGUGCUGAACAAGCUGAACUGGUUCAUCGUCAAUGUAUGGAAUCCGUAUCUGCGGCCAAAUUACAUCAAGAAUUGGGCAGAGGACUGGGUGAGUCAACUGGUAGAUAUCGAGGAUGCCAAUACCGACCAUGCAGAUCUCGCACCUGUCAAUGCAGCAAUGAACACGGUUGUUUGCUAUAUUCGGGACGGGCCCGAUGCUUUCAGCACCAGGAGACAUGUCGAGCGACUGGAUGAAUUCCUCUGGGUCACGGGCGAAGGCAUGCUCUGCAAUGGCACCAACGGCGUCCAGUGCUGGGAUACUUCAUUCUUGAUUCAGGGCGUCUUUGAGGCCGGCCUCGCUAAAGACGAACGCUGGCGUCCCAUGUUGAUGCGUGCGCUGGAAUAUUUGGAGCGACAGCAAAUUCGUGAGAACUGUGCCGCGCAGGAGAAGGGUUAUAGACACCCCCGAAAGGGAGGUUGGCCCUUUAGCAACAGAGAUCAAGGAUAUGGAGUCAGUGACUGCAUUGCGGAAGCUCUCAAGGCAAUCAUUCUUCUCCAGAAAGACGGAGGAUUCCCGAAGGUGCUGGAGGACCAGCGAAUUUUCGACGCGGUCGACACUCUAUUGCUCUAUCAGAAUGGCAAUGGGGCCUGCUCAUCCUACGAGCCACGACGUGCUGGCGAGUACAUGGAGCUACUCAAUGCCGCAGAAGUUUUUGGGAGAAUCAUGAUCGAGUACGACUAUCCAGAGUGCACAACUGCCUGCGUCACCGCACUGUCAUUGUUUAGGGAGCAUUGGCCGGAUUACAGGUCGGAUGAGGUUAAGACGUUCAUCCGAAGAGCGACGGCGUGGAUCAAAUCCAAUCAAAGAAGUGACGGUAGCUGGUACGGCAGCUGGGGCAUUUGCUUCACUUAUGCAACCAUGUUUGCCCUCGAGAGUAUGGCCAGCAUUGGCGAGACGUAUUCCAACAGCAGCAUCUCCAAGCGUGGCUGCGACUUUCUCUUGUCCAAGCAAAGGGCAGACGGCGGCUGGUCUGAAAGCUACAAGUCUUGCGAGACCAUGGAGUACCAUGAGCACCCGAUGGGAUCUCUCGUAGUCCAGACCGCCUGGGCCUUGAUUGGCCUCCUUGAGGCCGACUACCCAGAUGCCGAGCCGCUCAAGAAGGGCAUCAAACUCAUCAUGGAAAGACAGCAGGAAAACGGCGAGUGGGUGCAGGAAGCAAUUGAGGGCGUGUUCAACAAGUCUUGCAUGAUUUCGUAUCCGAACUACAAGUUCACCUUCACAUUGAAGGCUUUGGGACUGUUUGCCCGAAAAUACCCCGGUGAGAAGAUUGGGUUGUAA
Molecule: messenger RNA, 2238 nt
Organism: Ustilaginoidea virens
Lineage: Eukaryota; Fungi; Ascomycota; Sordariomycetes; Hypocreales; Clavicipitaceae
Exons: 3
Coding region: 1-2238 (745 amino acids)
Biological process (GO): ergosterol biosynthetic process; triterpenoid biosynthetic process
Cellular component (GO): lipid droplet
Molecular function (GO): lanosterol synthase activity
Source: RefSeq, a predicted model, not a curated record